AGGAGUCCGGGCCGGGUUUUGCGCCGGGUCCCCGGGCUCGUCUCACGGCCUCCAGCCGCCGCCGCUGCCGUGUUUACUGAGCUCGCGCGUCCUGAUAUCACUCCGCUGGCAUGGAGGAGGAGGAGGAGGUGGAGGAGCGCGAGGAGGAGGAGGAGGCGGCGGCGGCGAGCAGUUGAUCAUUGUGAUGGUGGCGGAGGCGGCGGCGGCAGCGGCAGCCUGGCCGAGCGUUAGGGGCUGCUCUCCGCGCGGCGUUUCGCAAAGGACUUCAGCGAUCUACUUUUGCAGUCGCCUCGGACUGUCCAUGUGUUUACUUGCCCCAGCCCGAGGACUCGAUGUCUAGGCUCCUGUGAAAUGCAACUGAGCAGCCAAAGUACUUUGAGAACACGGGGCGGCAUAAACACCAAAACUUUUUUGUGGAAGGAAAAUGCAAUAAGCAAGCUCGCCGUUUUCCGAUGCGGCGUGGAGUGAGUGUGUGUCGCGCGUGUCCGCACUGGAGGCACACGCUCGUGUGUGUACAUGGGGUGUGCUUUUCGGUACGUAGGGAGAAAAUGCUUGCCAACCACCGGAAACCUCCUGGAAUUUAUUAGAAAAUAAUGGAUUAUUAAAAGGAGGCAGGCGAGGAGCGGAUCUCCCCUUGAGUUGCAAGCCGAUCUGCUGCCGGCUCAGUUUGUUGGGAUUCUAUUUGUUGAUAGGUGUCUGAUGGUAUUCCGAUAACACCCCCUCUUUCCUCAGUUUUUUUUUUAAGGAAACAACAACAAAAACCAUCCCCAAAUCUCUCCCCCCCUUUUUUUUUCGCCCCGUGGGGAUCGCUGUUUUCAUCCAUGUGCUCGCGUCUCCCCCGCGUUCCACUUAAACUAUUUUAAUCCUUGGACCCAAGGAGGAGGCUGAUAGGGGGGUGGAUUUAAAAAAAAAAGUUCUUCCAAAAUAGUGUGCCCCGGGAGCAGGAUGGGGGAUUUCGCAGCCCCCGCUGCUGCCGCGAAUGGUAGUAGUAUCUGCAUCAACAGCAGCCUGAGCAGCAACCUCGGCGGGGCCGGGAUCGGCGUGAAUACUCCCAAUAGCACUCCGGCUGCUCCGAGCGGCAAUCACCCCGCUGCCGGCGGCUGCGGCGGCUCCGGGGGCCCCGGCGGCGGCUCGGUGGCCGUCCCCAAGCACAGCACGGUGGUCGAGCGGCUCCGGCAGCGUAUCGAGGGCUGCCGGCGGCACCACGUCAACUGCGAGAACAGGUAUCAGCAGGCUCAGGUGGAGCAGCUGGAGCUGGAGCGCCGGGACACCGUGAGCCUCUACCAGCGGACCCUGGAGCAGAGGGCCAAGAAAUCGGGCGCCGGCAGCGGCAAGCAGCAGCACCCGAGCAAAGCCCAGCAAGAUGCGGAGGCUGCCUCGGCGGAGCAGAGGAACCACACGCUGAUCAUGCUCCAGGAGACGGUGAAAAGGAAGCUGGAAGGGGCCCGGUCACCACUUAAUGGGGACCAGCAGAAUGGGGCUUGCGACGGGAGCUUCUCUCCAACAAGCAAGCGCAUCCGGAAGGAUCUUCCCACGGGCAUGGAAGCCAUCAGCAGCUUGCCCAGCAGCAUGCCACUGCCUUCCGCUUCACCCCUUCACCAACUUGACCUCAAGCCUUCUUUGCCCUUGCAGAACAGUGCUGCUCACACUCCUGGGCUUCUGGAAGAUCUGGGUAAGAACGGCAGGCUCCCUGAGAUUAAACUCCCCGUCAAUGGCUGCGGGGACCUGGAGGAUAGCUUUGCUGUACUGCAGAGCAAGGACCUCAAACAGGAGCCUCUCGAUGACCCUGCCUGCAUAGACACAUCAGAAACGUCACUUUCUAAUCAGAACAAGCUCUUCUCUGACAUUAACCUGAAUGACCAAGAGUGGCAGGAACUAAUAGAUGAGCUGGCCAACACGGUUCCAGAAGACGACAUCCAGGACCUGUUCAAUGAAGACUUUGAAGAGAAGAAGGAUCAGGAAUUCUCACAGACAACCAUGGAGACCCCACUCUCCCACGAGAGUGCGAGUGUGAAGAGCGAUGCCUCUCAUUCUCCUUUUGCACACGUCUCUAUGGGAUCGCCCCAGGCCAGACCUUCGUCUUCUGGUCCUCCCUUUUCUACUGUCCCCACAGCCACCAGCUUACCCUCUGUGGCCAACACUCCCGUGGCUCCAAACCCUGCCAGCUCACCAGCUAACUGCGCUGCCCAGUCCCCCCAAACUCCAACGCAAGCCCACACUCCAGGUCAAGCCCCACCUCGGCCUGGCAAUGGCUAUCUCCUCAAUCCAGUCUCGGGGACGGUAUCCGGUUCAGGGUCGGGCUCAGUGGCAGUGCCCAGCUCUGACAUGUCCCCGGCAGAGCAGCUCAAACAGAUGGCUGUCCAGCAACAACAGAGGGCCAAACUCAUGCAGCAGAAACAGCAGCAGCAGCAGCAACAGCAGCAGCAGCAGCAGCAGCAGCCCCACUCAAAUCAGACUUCAAGUUGGUCUCCCUUAGGGCCUCCGUCAAGUCCUUAUGGAGCUGCUUUUACGGCAGAAAAACCAAAUAGCCCAAUGAUGUACCCCCAAGCCUUUAACAACCAAAACACUAUAGUGCCUGCAAUGGCCAACAGCCUGCAGAAGACGACCAUGAACAACUACCUCCCUUCGAAUCACAUGAAUAUGAUCAGUCAGCAGCCAAAUAACUUGGGUACAAACUCCUUAAACAAACAGCACAAUAUUCUCACCUAUGGCAACACUAAGCCUCUGACCCAUUUUAACGCGGACUUGAGCCCGACAAUGACACCCCCCAUGGCCAACCCCAACAAAAACCCGCUGAUGCCCUACAUCCAGCAGCAGCCUCCUCAGCCGCAGCCGCAGCCGCAGCCCGGCCAGCAGCAGCCGCAGCAGCCGCCACAGCUGCAGGCUCCUAGGGCGCACCUGAGUGAGGACCAGAAGCGCAUGCUUCUCAUUAAGCAGAAAGGAGUGAUGAAUCCGCCCAUGGCCUACGCUGCGCUUCCGGCCCAUGGUCAGGAGCAGCACGCAGUCGGUCUUCCCAGGACCACCGGUCCCAUGCAGAACUCUGUGCCCCCGGGGUCAAGCAGCAUGGUCUCGGGAACCAGUCCUGGGGGUCUCGGCUUCCUCGGCGGGCAGCCACAGGCAGCCAUCAUGAAGCAGAUGCUGAUGGACCAACGGGCCCAGCUAAUGCAGCAUCAGAAGCAGCAGUUCCUCCGGGAGCAGAGGCAGCAGCAGCAGCAGCAGCAGCAGCAGAUCCUGGCUGAGCAGCAGUUACAGCAGCCUCGCCUGCCCCGCCAGCACCUCCAGCAGCAGCGGAGCCCGUACCCAGUGCAGCAGGUCAAUCAGUUCCAAGGUGCACCCCAGGACAUAGCAGCUGCGAGAAACCAGGCAGCCCUCCAGAGCAUGCGCACAUCGAGGCUGAUGGCACAGAAUGCAGGCAUGAUGGGAAUGGGCCCCUCCCAGAACCCGGGGACGAUGGCCACAGCCGCAGCCCAGUCAGAGAUAGGACUGGCCCCGUACAGUGCCCCUCCAGCCAGCCAACCCGGAAUGUACAACAUGAGCGCAGGAAUGACCCCGAUGCUGCAGCACCCCAACCAAAGUGGCGUGAGCAUCCCACACAGCCAGGCCCAGGGGCCCAGGCAGCCGGCCUCUGGCCAAGGCGUGGGCAUGGUGAGUGGCUUCGGGCAGAGCAUGCUGGUGAACUCGGCUCUUUCCCAGCAGCACCAGCAGUUGAAAGGACCCGUGGGCCAGGCGUUGCCGAGGCCCCAAGGCCCACCGAGGCUUCAGAGUGUCAUGGGAACCGUCCAGCAAGGAGCACAAACUUGGCAACAGAGGGGCUUGCAGGGGGUGCCCGGGAGGACUAGUGGAGAGCUGGGACCAUUCAACAAUGGCACCAGCUACCCACUACAAGCUGCUCAGCCAAGAAUGACCAAACAACACUUCCCACAGGGACUGAGCCAGUCAGUCAUGGACGCUAACAGUGGCGCAGUGAGGACCCUCAAUCCAGCAGCUAUGGGCCGUCAGAUGAUGCCACCGCUCCCAGGGCAGCAAGGUACCAGCCAGGCCAGGCCGUUGGUCAUGUCUGGUCUGAGCCAGGGUGUCCCUGGCAUGGCGGCGUUCAGCCAGCCCCCGACACAGCAGCAGAUAGCGGGCGGCGGCUUUGCUGCAGGCAGCCAGGGCCAGGCCUACGAGCGGAACCCCGCUCAGGACAUGUCUUACAAUUAUAGCGGUGAGGGUCCUGGGGCUUCCUUCCCUGGCCUCCCAGACGGCACAGACCUCGUGGACUCCAUCAUCAAGAGUGGCCCAGGGGAUGAGUGGAUGCAGGAGCUUGAUGAACUAUUUGGUAACCCCUAGUCAGGAGGGGCCCAAGAGCUGUAGUGGUGGAAACAGGAUGGCUCCCCAUCCUUGUUUUUUGUUUUUUUUGACCCACGUAAACUGAGAAAAACGACAGCUGGCCGACGGUAGAAGGUACAGGUGUCAACCCCCAGCUCCGCGGGGCCUCAUUCCACCUGCCUUCCACAGAGCGAUCAAGUAGAGAGGCCACGCAGACGCCUACCUGGAGAGGAGCCAUACGGAGAGCAGGUGGGUAAGUCGAGGCAGCAAGCGUUCCUCUGCUGAGCACCCCUCGGAUCUACUGGUCCAGAAGGAGCUGUUCCAGCCCAGAGGGACUAUGGCCCAAGACGAGGUCCCCGUAGACCUUCCAGCCUCAGGUCCCGAGGCCUCGGAGAUGGAGCCCAGCCAGAGAAAGCCCAGCAGAGGAUGCUGGGAGACACACGGGCCGUGUGCAUAGGUCACACAUGCUCUGGGUGCUGGAUGGAAGGAGACGCAGACUUCCAGACGUGUUCCUGGAUUUGGAGGUAGGCACGAAGAACAGUGAGCUUGCCUGAGCUGGCCCCCUAGGGAGACAAGCAAGGAUCCUGCAGGUUCGUCUGUCUCCUGCCCAGCGACGAUCCUCGGGAAUGGCAAGGUGUUGGCUGCAGCCCCACUACCAGGAGAGCCAGCUGUGCUUGCGAAGCGCCCAUCCAGUAGCCCUGAAGGUCAGCUUCUGCCGGUGGCCCUGGCGGCCACCACUCUAGGUUGCACUGAGCUUCCCGAAGCCCCCAUCCGUUUGACACAUUUAGCUGGUUUUCAUCUGUUUCCGGCCGCAGCCUGGAAAGACCCCUGCAGAAUUCAGCGUCUGCCAGCCCAGCCCUUCCUCCCUCACCGCUGCCUCCAGUCCUCCUGGCCUCUGGGCUAGCCUCGCCUUCGCCUGCACCCUACCCAGGAGGUGAAUCACUGGGGCAAAGUCAGAGUCGGUGCAAGAGGAAGUUAGACAGUGUCCGGCAUGCAAAGGUCUCCACUGGAGCCGAGUGGACUCCACUGAUGGAAGAUGCAGGCUCUGUAAGAGCCACACCCUUGAGCCACACCCACACCCCUGCUGUCCCCAGGGAAGAAUGGCCUGAAGACCCCAGCUCUGCAGACGGUGCCGAUGGUGACACUCCAGGAUCAACCCCGCCAUCAGAAAGGCGAAUAUCAAACGCUGGAGUUGGAAACGCUGAAAAAUCAUAACUCCAUCUUGACAAUUCGGAUGCUGAAGAGAGGGAGAUGUGGUCCCUGUCCUGAAAGCAACCUACUUCAGACACUGCGCCGCAGGCAGCUCUCGUGGUGACUCCCGCAAAGCUGCCUGGAGUGAAACUGAAUAAGGAAUCUGCAGUCUCCAGGGUCACAAGCCUUGUCUCCUUACCUCACCUCCCAACUUGGAGGUCAGGUGACAUUUAUCCAUGGUGUUUAUUGUCCUGACCACCCAAAUGCGCGCGCGCGCACUUGCACGCACACACACACACACACACACACACACACACACACACACACACACACACACACACACACACACACACACACACACACACACACACACACACACACACACACACACACACACACACACACACACACACACACACACACACACACACACACACACACACACACCACACAAGCUGGUGCUGGUUCGUUCUAGGUCUUCACGUGGGAACUGCAUCAGCCAUACCCAAGAAAAGCCCACGAGAAGGCGCACCGUCUAGUAGGCUGCAGCGGGCACUCUGGAGCUGUUCUCCAUGUCCCGAGAGUUCCAGGCCUGCUCUGACAGGAAGUAAAGUCGGGAGGCACCAGGGGGAGGAGCUGUGCGCAGGGUGACUGUGAACUCCCAGAACGGCGAGGUACUGCCGCUAGAGAAACUGAGUGGAGACACGUGGAAACCAAAAAAUAAAAUUAAAAAAUGGUAAAGUGAGAAAACGGAAUUCAAAUUUAUCACCUUUUCCUGCCAGGUUACAGGAAAAGGAGGAGCUGCAGGUGGAGAGAGUGGGCUCCAUUGUCCUUUAAAAGCCUCCUGGAAGUGCUCAGUCUAAGGACCAACUAAUAGGUGGUAGAUUUUAUUGAGGUCAUUUUGUUUUGUUUUUACUACGGUGCUGAUGUAUAUGUAAUGUCUAAAAAAGAAGUUAUUUGUACAUAGGUUUUUACAAUGCUACAGAUAUCACUGGGUCUACUAUAUGUAAAAAGUAUACAUAUAAAUAUAUUAUAUAUAUAUAAAAUGUUUGUUUAAAAUAGAGUAUUUUUAUUUCCUCCCUAACUCAUCAUUGAAGAGGUGAUGUAUACUUCGGAUGACAUCUAAGUACUGGUUUAUACUUUAUGACCUAUGGCAACUUCCUUCAUUUAAUUCAGAGGUUUCCAGCUUUCUGUUUUUACUUCGUGCAGCAAGCGCUGCUCAUUUCCAUGAAGGAAUGUACAGAACUCUGAAAUGUAAACGCGAAGCAAUGUUGACACACCACUUUUAAAGGAAAAAAACAACCAAUGGAAAUAAAAUGUCACUCUCUGAAUCAAUCCGUAGCAUAGUUCACUGUAGGAUCCCCUCUCUGCCCAGCGUCAGUUAAGCAGAUGUAUCCUUCCCGGGUUUUCAUGGACUAACUGCAGAUUCCUUUCUCGGAAUUGUGGUGUUGUUAUUUAAACAACUAUUUAACAGUAGAAAUCAAUCACUCUCGAGCCUCCUUAAUUCAGCCACACGACCGAGCCCCCUGAGGAUGUGGUGAAAGGGAGGGGGGGUCUCACACGAAGAAGUCUGUCCGUAGAUCCAGGACCAGAACAAUUCAGAAGUAGCUCAGCCCAGAGCAUUCAGAAAAUAAUGGGGCCAGCGAGAUGGCCCAUCAGAUAAAGGCGCUUGCCAUCAAGCCUGAAUGACUUGGGUUCAAUCCCUGGAACCCACAGGGUCGCAGGAGAGGACCAACUCCCACAAGUUGUCCUUUGACCUCAUAUGAGCCCCAUGACUCAUGUGCACACACAAUACAAAUUAACGUAUAAAAAUAUAAGGAAGAGAAAAUGGACAGUAAAAAUUUGAUGGGAAAAAUUCGGAAUGUGUUGGGGAGACACAGUUCAGUAGUCUUGGCCACUGUAAUGGGCAAUUUUGACAUCUUCUCUCCCCUGUGUCCCUUGUUUCUGCUAGCCCACGACACAUCUGUCAAAGAGGGUCUUACCCAGCUUUUCCUGAACCCACCCUGAGCUGAAAAUGCUACAAGUUUAUACUCCUUUAACUCAAGCCAAUAGCUCGCUGCUGUGGGAUAAUAAAAGGCCAGUAACUUGUCUGGGAAACUCUGAGAAUGAACAGUUCCCCCGCUUGCUGCAGGAUCAGGCAGAGGCUGGGGCGUGGCUUCCACUUGCCCCCCCCUUGGCCCCCCCUUGCUUGAUUUCUUCCUAUCCUCCGCCUGUUGCUCUACUCUUUUUUUUUUAAUUUCCCCCCUCAAGCCACUCAUUCCUAUAUCAUAUACGAGAACCCAUUUCUCCAUUGAGAAGACCUGCCCUUAGAACGCCUCCAUUAAACUUAAAACACGGUGAAAUGUUUCUAAACUCUUGAGUUAAGCAGAAAACAGACCACAGAGAAGCAUCACCAGUAGAAAGGGUUCCAAAGCAAAGGUGAGUUUUAAAUGCAUGCAUAAGCCCAGAGGAAGAGCGAACUUCGCUGUGGAAGAAGAGGGAAGCCUUGUCCACAGCGGGCUUUGCUCCAGAACGGCUGACAGUGCUGUGGAGAAGGCAGCCUGCCUCCGGGCUGGCCCUUGUGUGAGCACAGGCUUUGCCAGAUAACGGGAGGGAAAAGGGGAAUUGUUUUGGUUGGAAGGACAAUGAGAAGAGGGAGUUGACAACAGGGUAAAAACAUCAAGCCCUGAGAAGAACGCUGGCUCCUCACUUGCAAAUUUAUACUAAAAUCUGUUGGGCGCUGGAUGAGUGAAAUACCUUCCUUCUUAAAAAUAAAUAAAUCUAUAAUUUUAUUAAGAUAAAA
Molecule: messenger RNA, 8281 nt
Organism: Mesocricetus auratus (golden hamster)
Lineage: Eukaryota; Metazoa; Chordata; Mammalia; Rodentia; Cricetidae
Gene: Maml3
Product: mastermind like transcriptional coactivator 3
Exons: 5
Coding region: 946-4329 (1127 amino acids)
Biological process (GO): positive regulation of transcription of Notch receptor target; Notch signaling pathway
Cellular component (GO): nuclear speck; nucleoplasm
Molecular function (GO): transcription coactivator activity
Source: RefSeq, a predicted model, not a curated record